GUUUCCUCCUACUGCGCAUGUGGUAAUCUGACUGACACCAGUCGUGAUGAAAAACGUUUUAGCCACCAAUCAAAGCAAGCUCAUGUUGGGACUUGUCCUGCUACUUGGGAUAUUUUGGAGACACAUUCAUCAUGAACAGGAAGUCAGCCAUAGAAGGAUGGGAGACUUUCUGCAGCUCUGCUAGCAGGGACCAUGGAGAGGAAGGAGGAGGAGCUUAAAAGAGGUCACUGGAAUCAGGCAGCUAUGGCUGAGGAGUUUGUGACCCUCAAGGAUGUAGCCAUGGAUUUCACCUUGGAAGACUGGGAAGACCUGGAGUCAGAGCUGGGCCAGAGAGAUCUGUUCUGGGAUGCGACACUGAACAACUACCAGGACCUUUUCUCCUUUACACACCCUCCGCAACCCAGCCUGAUUUUCCAGCCAGAUGUCAGGGAAGAGCUGGAAGCUAUAGUCAGAGGAGGCCCAGAAGCCACCAGUGAUGAAGCGACUGAGGCCAAGAACCCUCCUUUGCAGAGUGGUUUCUUGGAAGAAGACCUCUCCCAGAUUAUGGAGAUAUUUUCCACGGAGGAACUCAACUUUGAAUCCUGUAUAGGUGAGAACUGGUUCGAUAGUUUUCUGGGAGACCCAGAAAGUCUUCCAAGACCUGACAUCAGCAACAAGGAAAGCCCAACAGAUCAUAGGUGUCAUGAGUCCGAGAGUGGCCUCAGUCCUGGACCUCCCCAUUGCACAAGAGAGGGUGCUGUGAUGUCUGGUAGUCCUGAAAAGAACCUCGCUCCAGUGAUACUGAAGGAGUCCAGGAGCGACCUGAGCCAGCAGAACUCUGUCCAGGGACAAGAGAAGCUAUAUAAGUGUAGUGAGUGUGGGAAAAGCUUCAGCCAGAGUUACCACCUCAUCCAGCACUGGGUCAUCCACGCCAGGGGGGAGCUUCCUGCAUGGCAGGAGCAACCAGGAGCUCUCAGUAAGGGCGCUCUCCUUCUCAUGCAGCCAGGAACUCAGACGAGCUCCGAGUCCUAUGUGUGUCAGGAGUGUGGCAAAAGCUUUAGUCAGAAUAUGUACCUCCAGUGGCAUCAGAAAAUCCACACUGGAGAAAAACUUUGUAAAACUCAAAGUGACAACCUAGAAAAACCCUCUAAGGGUCCAAGUGAUGAGCCGGGAAAGCAGCUGGUGAGUGAAGCUGCUGACUCAGCAAAACUGUGUGACAGCCGAGGUUGGGACCAAGAAAAACCACCUACUAAUAAAAGACAUGACCUAGAAGACCUGCAUAAGGGUCAGCAUGGUGACAGUCCAUCCGUUCUGCAUCCAAAGCCUAUCAAGCAUCAGAAAACUGCUACACGUGCUAAGUGCUUCAGAUGUAGGAGGUGUGGCAAGACUUUCAGUUGGGCCUUUCAUCUAGCUGACCACCAGAAAGUCCACACCCAGAGACUCUAUGGAUGUACUUCAUGCCCUGCAGUCUUCAACUUGAGGAAACAUUUCUUCCAACAUCGCAAAACACAUUUUGCCAAAACUGUCUUUGAGUGUCAAGAGUGCAGAAAGCUCUUUAAUCGGAGGUCAUCACUCAUUAAGCACCAGGCUGUUCAUACAGGAGAGAAGCCAUACAAGUGUAAUGAAUGUGGUAAAGCUUUCAACCACUUCUCCACCCUGAAGAUCCACCAGAGGAUUCACAGCGGAGAGAAGCCCUACACCUGCAGUGAGUGUGGGAAAACCUUCUCCCGUAGAACAGCCCUUACUGAGCACCAUCGAGUCCACUCAGGCUUCAGGCCCCACCAGUGUCCGGUGUGUCCCAGGAGGUUUAGCCGUCCCUCACACUUGACUCGACACCAGCUGAGUCAUGCUGCAGAAAGGCUCUUUGGCUGUGCUAAAUGCAAGGAGACCUUCGGCCAUAAAGAGCAGCUGGAGCGGCACUAUAAAAGCCACACCAUCGAGUGCUCGUACGAAUGUAAGCAGUGUGGAGAACACUUCAUUUGCAGCUCAACUCUGAAUUGCCACCUGAGCAUACACAUCAGAGAAAAUACAAGCGAGAAAGUUUCGGGUCAGCACUCACAGCACACUGAAAAAUGCUUUAAGAAUACCAAGUGUGGAAAAGCCUUUAACCACAGCAAAUACCCAGAGCAGCAUGAGAAGAUUCAUGCCAAGGUGGCAUCCUGUGAGCAGAGCCCGUGCGGGAACACCUGCGACCAGAGUAUGCAGCCCAUUCACUGUCAGAGCAGUUGUGCUGCUGUAAAACCAAACGAAUGCACUGAGCCUGAGAAAUGCAUGCAUAACAGCUCUGUCAGCCAGCACCAACCUUCCCAAAGCGAGCCACCCUUUAAGUGUAACACAUGCAACAGGACCUUCAAGCAGAGUGCCCACCUCUCAAACCAUCAGUUGAUUCACACCACAGAGAAACCCUUUAAAUGCAAGGAAUGUGACCGGGCCUUCAAGCACAGUAACUACCUCAUUCAGCACCAGAAAAUUCAUUCUGUAAAGGACUUUGAGUGUAGUGAGUGUGGGAAAAAGUUUCAUCAGAAAUCAUGCCUUUCUAAGCAUCAGAAAAUCCACUCAGGGCAGAAGCCCUUUAAAUGUGCUGACUGUGGGAAAGCCUUCAUUUUCAGUGCCCAGCUCAUCCGACACCAGAGAAUUCACACUGGAGAAAAGCCUUACGUUUGUCAGGAGUGUGGGAAAGCCUUCAGCCAGAGCUCAUGCCUUACUCUUCACCUUAGGACUCACACAGGUGAGAAGCCAUACACAUGUAGCACAUGUGGGAAAGCCUUUUCUCAGAAGGCAAAUCAAAGGAAGCACGAGAGGACUCACAGUGGUGAGAAGCCUUGUGCCUGUGACGUGUGUGGGAAAAGCUUUGGCUUCAGCACCCAUCUCAGGCAACACCAGAGAAUUCACACCAAGGAGAAGCCACGGUGUCAAGACUGUCAUAAAGCCUUUCACAGCAUCUCUGCUCUGAGCGAACAUCAGAAACUUCACACUUGUACAGCAGCAAGUACCACUGCCCAGAGCCACCUGCUCACAGUGGAGGCCCGUGAAGGCCCUCAUUUGGAGCCAGCCAUUGAAACCAGCACACUGCAAACCUCCCCUCCCCACAGUCCUAAUAAAAAUCAAUGAGGCAGAUUGGACAGACGCAUCCCAUCCAGACCAGCGGUUCUCAACUUCCCUGAUGCUCCAACCUUUUAAGACAGUUCCUCAUCCUGUGGUGACUUCCAGCCAUAAAAUCAUUUUGUUGCUA
Messenger RNA from Rattus rattus (black rat), 3211 nucleotides. RefSeq names its product zinc finger protein 473 (gene Znf473). The transcript is spliced from 5 exons. The coding region runs from base 193 to 3090 and encodes 965 amino acids. The record is from RefSeq and is a predicted model, not a curated record. Gene Ontology annotation, molecular function: DNA-binding transcription factor activity, RNA polymerase II-specific; RNA polymerase II cis-regulatory region sequence-specific DNA binding. Gene Ontology annotation, biological process: regulation of DNA-templated transcription. Lineage: Eukaryota; Metazoa; Chordata; Mammalia; Rodentia; Muridae.